AUGGAAAUUACUAUGGCCUUGCCUGCAGCCGUUGGCGGCCAGCAUAUCGUUUGGGCGGCAGUCGCACCGGAUGGCACUGUGAAAAACGGCGACUACGCUUCGAUGUCAGAGGUUCGAGAAGUGUCGGAUUAUGCGUUAAGCAAAGAUGGGCUUGCGGUUGAAGCGCGUGUUUGGGACGAGCUACUGAAGAUAUUGGAGAAGGCGGAUAAUGCGGUUCCUGGGGUAGUGGAAUUGUGUCUGAAGUAA
Molecule: messenger RNA, 246 nt
Organism: Mycena indigotica
Lineage: Eukaryota; Fungi; Basidiomycota; Agaricomycetes; Agaricales; Mycenaceae
Product: Retinol dehydrogenase 12
Exons: 2
Coding region: 1-246 (81 amino acids)
Source: RefSeq, a predicted model, not a curated record